UGUGACAAGCGAGCGCGCCAAAUUGAUAUCUCCCACCAAGGCAACGUAGAACAAAAGAUUUGGUAGAAUUUAAGAGUAAACAGCAAUAAAACGAAGCAACACACGCCGUUUGGAAGCUUAAGAGUUGAUACUUUACCGGUCAAAACUCGGAAUAACGUCCUCGGUGCAACCGGAGAGCUGUCAGGAUGGGUUUGCUCGACCGCUGCCAGGAGCUGUUCAGCACCUCCAACUUGUACGAGGUUCUGGGAAUCAACAAAGAGGCGACCGAGGCGGACAUCCGGAGGAGCUACUACAAAGUGUCUCUACAAGUCCACCCAGACCGGGCUCCCGAUGACCCGCAGGCCACGGAGAAGUUCCAGGUGUUGGGGAAGCUGUACGCGGUGCUGAGCGACAAGGAGCAGAGGGCUGUUUAUGACGAGCAGGGAGUGGUGGAUGAAGAGUCUGAUGUCCUGAGUCAGGACCGCUGCUGGGAAGACUACUGGAGACUCCUCUUCCCCAAGAUCACAGUGCAGGACAUCCUUGAGUUCGAGAAGAAAUACAAAGGCUCCGACGAGGAGCGUGAGGAUGUUAUCCGGCUUUACGUGCAGCACCAGGGCGACAUGGACGCCAUCACAGCUUCGGCUCUGUGCUGCUCCCAGGAAGAUGAACCCAGGCUGUGCAGCAUCAUCCAGGCUGCCAUAGACGGCGGCGAAGUCACAUCCUUCCCAGCGUUUACUCAGGAGAGUAACAAGAAGAAGAGGGCACGCAGGAAGAGGGCUGACAGAGAGCGACAAGAAGCAGAAGAAAUGCAGAAAGAGAUGGGGCUCGGCGAUGAGGAUGAUAGUCUUGUGAUGAUGCUUAAGCAAAAGCAGAAGUCCAGAGAGCAGAAUUUCAACAGUUUCCUCUCAGACCUGGAAGCAAAAUAUGCCAAAAAAACACCCAAAGGAAAAAAAGGAAAAAAGUGAAGAGUUUAAAGGUUCUGAUUGCAGCAGAUAUCUGCAUUUGUUCAUUUAAAAAAAAAAAAAAAGACAGUUUUUUGAUUAACACUGAAGUACACGUGGUUCCCUCUGUAGACCUCCUCAUAAAUGUUCAUGCAUCUUUUAUUUCUUGUCAUUUCUCUCGUUGUAAAACACGAAUAAAUCCAUAUUUAUGUAGUA
Messenger RNA from Stegastes partitus (bicolor damselfish), 1136 nucleotides. It is a transcript of the gene dnajc9, whose product is annotated as DnaJ (Hsp40) homolog, subfamily C, member 9. Gene Ontology annotation, molecular function: heat shock protein binding. Gene Ontology annotation, cellular component: nucleus; cytoplasm. The transcript has 5 exons. Lineage: Eukaryota; Metazoa; Chordata; Actinopteri; Pomacentridae. The record is from RefSeq and is a predicted model, not a curated record. Bases 186 to 944 code for a protein of 252 amino acids.